Messenger RNA from Schistosoma haematobium, 8405 nucleotides. Its product is annotated as Annexin A6. Gene Ontology annotation, cellular component: cytoplasm. The transcript has 5 exons. Lineage: Eukaryota; Metazoa; Platyhelminthes; Trematoda; Strigeidida; Schistosomatidae. The record is from RefSeq and is a predicted model, not a curated record. Bases 87 to 1235 code for a protein of 382 amino acids. Gene Ontology annotation, molecular function: calcium-dependent phospholipid binding; calcium ion binding.
GAUCAUACGAAUGACCUUGUAAAACAAAUCAAUUUAUUAUUAGUUAAGUCUUAAGAGCUCUCAUUUUAAUCGAAUCACUUUGAUAGAUGGAUCCGAAUCUUUCAGAUCUUUCAGCAUGGAACAUACGUAAUCCCCAGCAACCUAAUCCAGGUUAUCCUGAUAUGUCUUCUGUAGGUUAUCCGGGAAUAACUCCAGGAGGAUAUCCAGGAUAUCCUGAUUCGUCUGGGGAUUUAUCGAAUUCAAAUACAAGUACAUAUCCAGGAAUGUCAUCUGGAGGAUAUUCUGACCUACCGUCAGGAGGUUUCGCAAAUUUAAACACAACUGCAUAUCCAGCACCUAUAAUGGGUGGGUUCGAUGGACAGUCAGGAGCAAAUUUCAAUAAUAUACAUUUCGGUGCUCCUAGUGGUUAUCCCGAUCAGCGUUUGAACAACCCAACUGCUCCAUUUUCAAGCCAACAAGGUUAUACAAAUCCUUCUUAUGGCAAUAAUCCAUCUGCUACAUCAUAUCUACCAGGUACAACCUCAUUCAAUAUCGAUUAUGCACGUCAAAUGCAAAGUCCUUAUAUUUCUGGAAAUCCCAAUUCACAAAAUCUCCAAACAAAUUAUUGCCCAACUAUACCACCAUCAGGUGGAAGUUCAUUUGGUAGCAACCCAGUGAACACGAAUCAAGGAUCUGUAUACCCGAUGUUUAACGAUUUCCCUACUCCGAUUUCAUCUCAGUCGAAUGAGUUUUCUGUCUCCUCCAGAGUUUAUGGGUUCGCUGAAUCAGCUCCACACGAAGAUAUAAUGGAGCCAACUUUAAAAGCAGCACCUAAUUUUUGUGUUGAACGAGACUGUGAACGUUUAAAAAAGGCUAUGGCCGGAUUAGGAGCAAAUGAAAAAGAGGUCAUCGAAGUAAUGGGUCAUCGAUCUGUUGAUCAACGUGUAGCAAUCGUACAAAAAUAUAAAUCAAUGUAUGGAAAAGAUUUAUUUGCCAAAUUUAAAUCUGAAUUACAUGGUCACUUAGAAGACUGUGUGAUCGCGUUGUGUUACUCACCAGCGGAAUUUGAUGCUAUUGAACUUCGUAGAGCAAUGAGAGGAGCUGGUACUGAUGAAGAUGCACUGAUUGAAAUUCUUUGUUCAAGGACAAAUGAGCAAAUCAGAAGAAUUAAGGAUAUUUAUCCAAAAUGUAAGUUAUUAGUUUGUAAAAUUAUCAAUUACAUUUUUUAUUUGUCCUCAAAAUUAAGAUUGUCAUGAACAACUGAAUAUGGUCAGUAGAUGAAAGAAAGGUUUACUGUGAUUAAUUUUUAAUGAUUCAAAAAUUAUUUGCUAUUUUCCGGUGUAUUUGAUCCUAUUUAUGAAAAUAAUUAGAGAAUAUGAACUUGGACCAGCUUAAGAAUCAUGGAAAUAUGAGGAGUCACCUAGAUUUUUCCCCUUUACAACUCAUCAUUAUUUACAUUCCUUGUAUUUUCAAUGCGCUUCCUAGGAUCCCUGUCUUAGCUAACAAUUUAUCUUAACUAAAAUUUGUAAAUAAAGUUCAAUAUCACUUAUGUCCAUAGAGAGUGAUGAAGUGUAGCACUGAAUAUCAACAAUGGGAAAAUACAUACUCUUAUAAACCCUAUAGUCCGGUUAUAUUCACUUUCCUUAUUAAUGUUUACAUCCAACCUUAUAGCAUUGGAAAAACAAGUUUUGCCUAAAGAAAUUGUCUAGUACGAACCAUUAGUUUUUACUCCUGUUAUAAAUAUGGUUUAGAGUAAUUGAAAAAUGGCUACCACCCCUGGGUGGGCUCGAACCACCAACCUUUCGGUUAACGGCUGAAUGCGCUAACCGGUUGCGUUAGACAUUAACACCGUUGGAUGCCGGCCAGCACAGUGGUCUAGUGAUUAAGCGUUCGUGCGCAAGACUGAUAGGUCCCGGGUUCGAAUCUUGUGGGGUGGAGGCGGGAUUGUGUAUGCGCCCUGCUGAGGAUUCCCACAAUAGGACAAAACGGGCGUCCAGUGAUUCCAGGUUUUCCAUGAUGGUCUAGCUUUAACUGACUCAUGAUCUCAACUAUUAAAAUUACUAUAAUAUCUACAAAAUCCCCUUCAGAUACGAAUUGAGAAGUCUUAAAUUGGAACAAAACAACUAUUCAAUGUUCCGUAAUUCUCCUUCUGAUAUUAGUUUGUGGGGAAAACCAGUUUCACACUGUGCGCAUCUCUUCAUCUUUUGUAAGCUUAUUGACAUACUUCUCAAGCGUCGGUACGACCAAUCUAACACACUAUAUAAAGUUUUGGGAAUAACUAAUAAUGACAAUACAAUAUUAUAUAUAGUACGUAGAAUAGAGCUAUUCAUGUGACGUCAUUGUGUCAUGGUUAUUAAACCUUAAUCUCCAAUCAGUGUUACAUAUACAUAACUUUGUACUUUGUAUUAUCGAUCGGCAAUUACAUUUUUGUCAAAUCAUCUAUUUAGUGUUCAAUUUCAUAAAAACCAAUCAUAUUAACUAACAACUUAGAUAAACUCAUAAUAUUGAAUAAACUUAAUGUUGAAAUAGUAUGAAGGUUACUUAUUUUGUAUCUACUAAAUAAAGAAUAAAGGUGCUUGAAUGUUACCUACCUUUCAUUCAAAAUAUUUUUUUUAAAAAAAGCUAUAAUUUCUUUCAGACACUCAAAUAAUUUAUAGCAAAUCAAUAUACUCAGAGAGGGGUUUUGUGGAGAUUUUUAGAGUCAGUUGAAGCUAGACAACCAUGGAAAACCUGGAAUCACUGAACGGCUGUUUCAUCUUAGCAUGGGACUCCUUAGCAGUGCGCAUUCACGAUCAAUAUACAAUAGAAUGAAUACUAACUACUACGUUCAAAUUGAUGUGUACUAAUAAAAGGACAGAUUUAUUGAGUGUGUACAUAGAUUGGGAGUAAUAUCAAUUGAUGAGGUGAAUAAAUCUUGCUACUUCUUAAAUCGUGGCUUAUUUAGUAGUUACAACAAAUCUAAGUCCUAAUAUGACAUUUCUGGGUGGAUAACAGAAAUAUUGGACAAUUGUUCUGUGUGAACAUUCUCUGACCUUGUUAUACUUAGCUCUUCUACUGACUUAUACUAAUCACAACCAUAAAACUUUUUGGAUAUAAAUAAUAAAUAUAUUUCCAUGAUGUAUGACUGUUCGAAGUGGGAUGGCUUAUUGAUUCUCAUUCGAUAUUGAUAAUUCAAAGCAUUUCACUGGAUAUUAGGUACACCUACCUAUGCAUAUAAACUUUAAUUAGCAUACAUUUAUUUAUUUGAACUUCGUAGAUUAGUGAAACCACUGUAAUUCUUGGAUUUUUUCAUUUACGCAGUGGAUUUUUGUCAAUCUUUAUUUGUGUUAUGUUUGACAUUCUUACGACUGCGAAAUACUUGACUGGAUUGUGCUUGACCCUGAAUCCGACGAUGCGUAGUGAAAACCAAAGAUUGUUGAUAAUGAUUUAUUUGAUUCAUAAAUGAUAAGUGAAUACACCACUUUCAUAUGAUUCGCUUACAGUUAGACUUGUGUAAAUUGAACUGUGCAGUAUUUAACACUGAUUAAUAUGGCAUUUAUACGAACUAAUGAUUCCUUUGUACUUGAUUGCACGCUUAUUACGAAUUACAAAUAUAAUAUGUUCAUUUGUGCCCAUCUAGUUCUAUCUGACUUAAAUUGCAAUAUUUCGGGAAAUCAUAGUUACCACAUUAAUUCUAAUACCUUUAAUUAUCACAAUUAAUCAAUAACUUAUUAUGUGAAUACUCAUUUUGAAUAUCAUUCUGAUCGGUUUCACACCGACUAAACUUUGUUCAUUUAAUUCUGUCUUACCAAUUUGUCUAUUUUCCACGUUUAUCCACAAAGCAAACAUGAGCUGCUUAAAUUUCCUUGUAAGAAGUAAUGAUACUACUCGUCUACGAAUAUCAAAGCGAAGUGAAAGGUAAUAUCUCAACCAUCAAGUCACUGCUUUACAAUGAGUUCGGCUUCUCAUAUUGGUACCACUCCUUGAUGAACUUGAGAUAUGUAUAAUCCGUUUAACGGAUUUAUUGUUAAUUAUUCUGUCGUCCUGCCGGAGACGUGGCUUUGCACUUUGGAGACGUCUCAGUGAUUCUUAGAUUUCAAUUACUAUUUUAUUUAGGUCAGUCAGUCGUGUAAACUCUAAAUUGUUUCUUCGCUUAAAACUACUAGCUAAAUUUUUUUAUAUAAUUUUAGUGCUGAAUGGACGUAACUUAGAGAAAGAUGUUGACAAUGAAACUACACAUAAUUUUAAACGUAUAUGUAUUGCUUUGCUGCAAGCAAAUAGAGAUGAAUCUACAUUGGUAGAUACGAAUCUUGUACGGAGAGAUGCGGAAGAUCUAUAUAGAGCAGGGGAGCAAAAAAUAGGAACAGACGAAUCAAAUAUAAUGAAAUGAUCUUAUAAAAUUUCAGUAUUCUGAAUUGAGAAAAAGAAUUAACUGACAUAAAUAGGAUUCUUAUACCAUUCUAUAUGUAAUUGUGACCACUCACAAUUAUAAAUCAGAGUUCAUUAUAAUUGAAUUUGACUUUCUGUAACUGAAAGCACGCUCUAAUCAUUAAUGAUUUGUGAUAUAAUAGAGAAUUAUAACGUGAUUAGUGUUGAUAAGUCUUGUUGAUUGAACAAUAUAUUCGUUUCCUAAGCUAUUCUGGUAACCCGCAAGCUAGAACUACACAGCGACCUGAACACCAGAGAGAAGACACAAAGUAUGUUAACAUUUGUUAAAUCAACACCAUAUUUCGGCCAAUCCGUUAACGACAUAUUAUGCUACUGAAUAAUAGUAACACGCCACGUUGGAAUUCUAGUGUGCUCCAUCAUGCUCUUACUGGCUAGGAUUCUUCGGCUCCUUUUGGGCCUCUGGAGGCUCCGUCGAAGUUCUCGGAAAGCCGACUAAACACCUCCCCCGAAUAAUAUUUCGUUCUAGGAUCUACUUGUAGCUUGACAACUGGGUUUCGGCGGCGUCUCAUUAUUCUUGUUGUGUUCCUUGUCCGAGGAUUUUUCAGUGUUCUUGAGCAUGUGUAGCAUUGGUGUAUCUAAGAUUAACUCUAACGGAAAAUUCGGCCGGUUAUUUCGAGAAAGCACCGUUCUUUUGUCCUUAUGGAUUUCAUUUAUGUGUCGUGUACAUGUUCCAAAAGUUCCUCGGACUCUGUACAGUACUUUUCCCAAUUUUUGUUCAUCUUCUCCUGGCUCCCAUCGGUUCUUCCCGAUGAAGAAUUUAAUGAAAACUUUGUCGCCAACAUUGAAAUUCCGGAUAUUUAGAUUGUGAUUGCGCUCAUUCACUAAGUUGGAUGGCAACAUGGCGUUGGAGACAGUCCGAAUACGCUUUCCGAACAUGGCUUCAGCAAGAGACUUGCCAUCUGGAACAUUCGGGUUCGGGGUGAAUCUGUGGGAUGUUAAAAAGUUUGUGAUUAUCUGUCCAGUCUUCCCUUCGCCUCCCCCUUUCAGUAAUGCUCGUUUAAAGGUGUCCACAAAGCGUUCUGCUUGUCCGUUUGAUUGCCGAUGAUAGGGUGGAGAACAAAGAUGAGUUAUUCCGUUUGCUCUACAGAAAUGCUUAAACGAUUCUGCGGCGAAUGCGAGCCGUUAUCUGUUACUAAGGUUUCUGAGACUCCGAAGCAGCUAAACAAAGCACACAACUUGUGGAUUGUUUCUGAUGUUGUACAAUUAGGCAUGGUAUAUACUUCUGGCCACUUCAAAAAUGCAUCUACGAUGAUUAGAAACAUUUUUCCUUGGAUUGGACCAGCAAAAUCUGCGUGAAGUCUUACCCAGAGUCCUGCAGGCUGAAGAUGGCACAGGUAUUCAGUGUUUGACAACGCUUUCACCAGUAACACCUUCUAAUAUAACUCGUACCGACCAACAGAAAUCAAAAGACAGAAUCGAGGAGAUCAGAAGAGUGUAUUUGGCGAUAACCAAUAUAUCGGAAUUGUCUGAUCUAAUCUGGCUAGCGAUUGAGAUAGAUGUUGAACAUGGCGUUCCCACACGUGAUCUGGUGCGGAUACCUGAUCGAGCGCCCUCAGCUAGGUGAGUCCACUAAAACUAAUCCGGUCAGCAUCCAAUGUCGAAAACUUACAGAGCUAUUUAUUUUGGGGAUUUAUUUACCGCUACAAGGCGUUGGCCAAUACUGAGGUUCGCAUUUCCAAGGAUUUUUAGCGGCUUGAAUGCAUGAUGCACAGUUAUGGCAUUUAUUGUCCAUUGACGGCCAAUAAGCAUAACUACGAGCCAACGAUUUCAUUUUAUUGAUUCCAGGGUGGCCACUAUGAAACUACUUGAGAACCUUGUGACGUAAUGACUUCGGAAUAACAAUUCGAUCACCGAACAUAAUACACGAGUCGACAACCAUUAGUGAGUCCCGUCGACGAAAAUAUUGUAAAAUUUCCCUGUCAAGGCGAUUGUCUGGCCAUUUGGUCGAGAGAUAGCAUUUAGCUGUGCUUAAUGUCUUAUCACUUUCAGUGAUCUUGAUAGUUUCAAAGGUUACUGGGAGUCCAUUGAUUGCAUCAUCCAAUACGCGACGAACUUCUUCAGAUUUUAUAUUUGCUACAAGAGUCCCCUCUGGGGUUUUUGGUUGGGAGCCUAUUAAUCCUGACAAUGCGUCAGCUUGCCCGAAGGAGGUAGUAGACUGAUACUUGAUCUUGAAAUCGUAACCUAGAAGUGUGGUUGCCCAUCGUUGAAGUCGGUUAGCUGUAUGAACAGGAACUCACUUCUUUGACCCAAAAACUGCAAGUAGUGGCUUAUGGUCUAUUAUUAGGGUAAAAUGUCGGCCAUAUAUUAUCUUGUGGAACUUUUCCACUGCAAAAAUAAUUGAUAUUGCUUCUUCCUCAAUUUGACUAUAGUUCCCAUCCGUCGUUGUCAAAAGUCUGGCAGCGUGGGAAAUAGCUUUUUCAGACCCAUUAGGAAAAAUGUGAGAGAUGACUGCGCCCACACCAUAGUUAGAAGCACCUGAAGCAACAACUAUCGGCAGCGAAGGAUCAUAAUGUGUCAAUAAGAGAUUGGAGGUUAGGAUUUGCUUGAUUUUGUAGCACGGCAUUCUUAAGGCCCCACUCUAAGGUGUUGUCAGUUCUGAUUCGUUUGCAGAUGCUGUUAAUAGAAUGGUCUGCUAGUUUACGUAUUUCUAUAAGACCUAACCUCAUUAAGUCGAGUGCUGGCUUCUUCGUAAGAUAUACUGUUGCAUUUGUUGUUACAGUACCUUUAGAAACAGUGCAGGGCACUUACCCAACAAUAUUUAGCUUCCCCCCAGAUGCACUGUGUGCCAGUUGUGUUGUUGGGAGAACUGUGGGUCUCCCAAUGUUCUUCCAAGUUUCUGGGCUGAUUAAGGUUAUAUCGGAAGCUGUAUCAAGCUGAAGGCGAGUACAGUGUUUAUUAAUAUCUAAGGUUACGUACUUUCUUUGGCGGCAAUUUCGUGCUUGAUUAUGUGAUACCAAUAUUCCUUUUGUUGAUGCACCAGACCUGUAUUUCUUGAAGUAGGGUUAUGCAGAAUAUCGUUUGUGGUUUUUUUCUGAAGCUGGUUUCUAUAUGACCCUUCCGAUGACACUUACUGCAACAAUGUUCUUUAUACGGACAGAACCUCUUAUAGUGCCAGCCUCCACAUGACCAGCAUGGAGAUGAUGGUUUGUCGCUGUCAUUACGAUAAUUCUGCGUGCCGGAACCUUGUGAUACUUUUCUCUCGACCGCAUUGACGUUAGGGAAACGGUUACCGUUCUCUACCAUUGAGGUAUCAUGCUUCAAGUUCACUAACCUUUGGGUCUAAGCUGAACAUUCCAGCUGUUGUACGGAAGUCAAUUGGUGAUCUGGUCGCACAAUCUACCCCCGAGAACGUCCGUCUGGUCAUCAAAGAGCCAAGGAUUCAUAAACGUGCUUCGACCCCCAAACAACAAGGUGCUAAACCUGCAGGUGCGUUCAUGAACGCACCGGAAAACCUGGGAUAACAAUAACGGUUCGUGAUGACUCUCUGAUUGUCAUGAACUUCAAAGACAACCCUGACCUUCCUUUCAGUCUGCAGGACAAAAAUGAUAGGAUGCUCUGGGGAGAAUUGAACAAGGAACUUGAACUUCCAAAAAUACAGCCUUUGACAGUCACACGGCUCACUCGGGGAAAGGAAUCUAAGCAUCAAAAUCACCCGAGGCUACUUCGUGUAACACUUAAGAAUGCUACCGACGUAGAGGAUGUCUUACUAGCGAGUCAUUUACUGAAAUCAGAUGGGAAUGUAAGUAUACUGCCUGACAUAUCGUAUUCUGAGCGCAAUCUCAUCCGGAACAUCCCCAAAGAAUCUCACGAUCAGUUUUUCCGCGGGAGGAAUAUAAUUGUGCAAGGUAUACCGGAAAAUACGGACCCUACUCAAUCAAAAACUGACAUCAGGGAAUGGAAAUUCAUCAAACAGUCCUUGAGGCUCAAACACAUACUGACUCAGCAUGUGACGAGACUAGCCAAGAAGGAUGGUGAUCCUAAACCCCGUCUAAUGAAGA